GCUUCCUGGGGCUGCAACCCCCGGCGCAGUUCCUCAUUCUCCUCGCACUCGGGCCUCAGGCUCAGUGGAGCUCAGCACUGGGGUGUUGGUGGCAGCACUGAGGGGCCCCCCACUGCCCCAUCAUGGCGUCUGCUCCCACCGUCCUCUUCCUUGGCUGCUGGCUGGCCGGUCACAGCGGGGCGUGGGGAGAGCCCAGCUACCCCAAACCCAGCAUCUCCCUGAGCCCCAGCGGAGGGGUCUCCCUGGGUGGAGCCGUGGCCGUCUGGUGUCGGGGGCAGCACUGGGGCAUGCAGUUCAUGCUGAAUAAAGAGGGACGCCAUUUCCCAGCUGUGGCUUCGAGCGGGUUUGAGGCUGUGUUUCCCAUCAUCAACGUGAGCUGGGAGGACCGGGGGAACUACAGCUGCUCCUAUCAGAACAGAUCGGGGUCAGCCGCCGCAUCGCCCCCCAGCGACCCCGUGGAGCUGGUGGUGAGAGAUCCCAGCUUGCCCAGACCCUCCAUCUCUCUGAGCCCCACUGGGGUCACGGCCCCAGGGGCAGAUGUCACCAUCCGGUGUCAGGGGCAGCGCCAGGACGUGAGGUUCUUCCUGCACAAGGCUGGAGACCUGAACCCGCCGCGACACAUGGACCCUGCUGGGGACGGGGCCGAGUUCCACAUCCCCACCGUGGGCCGGCAGCACGGAGGGAACUACAGCUGCAGCUACCGGCCCCGAUCAGAGCCCUUCAACUCCUCGGACCCCAGCGACCCCGUGCAGCUGGUGGUAGCAGAGCCCAGCUACCCCAAACCCAACAUCUCCCUGAGCCCCAGCUGGGGGGUCUCCCUGGGGGGAGCCGUGGCCGUCUGGUGUUGGGGGCAGCACCGGGGCAUGCGGUUCGUGCUGAAUAAAGAGGGACGUCAUUUCCAAACUGUGGCUUCGAAGGGGUUUGAGGCUGUGUUUCCCAUCAGCAACGUGAGCCGGGAGGACAGGGGGAGCUACAGCUGCUCCUAUCACAGCAGAUCGGGGUCAGCCGCCGCAUCGUCCCCCAGCGACCCCCUGGCGCUGGCGGUGAGAGAUCCCAGCUUACCCAGACCCUCCAUCUCUCUGAUCCCCACUGGGGUCACCGCCCCAGGGGCAGACGUCACCAUCCGGUGUGAGGGGCAGCGCCGGGACGUGAGGUUCUUCCUGCACAAGGCUGGAGACCUGAACCCGCCGCGACACAUGGACCCUGCUGGGGACGGGGCCGAGUUCCGCAUCCCCACCGUGGUCUGGCAGCACGGAGGGAACUACAGCUGCAGCUACCGGCCCCGAUCAGAGCCCUUCGUCUCCUCGCAGCCCAGCGACCCCGUGCAGCUGGUGGUAGCAAAGCCCAGCUACCCCAAACCCAGCAUCUCCCUGAACCCCAGCGGCGUGGUCUCCCUGGGGGGAACCGUGUCCGUCUGGUGUCGGGGGCAGCACCAGGGCAUGCGGUUCGUGCUGAAUAAAGAAGGACGCCAUUUCCCACCUGUGGAUCCGAGCGGGUUUGAGGCUGUGUUUCCCAUCAGCAACGUGCGCCGGGAGGACAGGGGGAGCUACAACUGCUCCUAUCAAAGCAGAUCAAAGCCGUCUGCCAGGUCGUCCCCCAGCGACCCCGUGGAUCUGGUAGUGAGAGAUCCCAGCUUACCCAGACCCUCCAUCUCUCUGAGCCCCACUGGGAUAACCGCCCCAGGGGCAGACGUCACCAUCCGGUGUCAGGGGCAGCGCCGGGACGUGAGGUUCUUCCUGCACAAGGCUGGAGACCUGAACCCGCCGCGACACAUGGACCCUGCUGGGGACGGGGCCGAGUUCCGCAUCCCCACCGUGGGCUGGCAGCACGGAGGGAACUACAGCUGCAGCUACCGGCUCCCAUCAGAGCCCUUCGUCUCCUCGCAGCCCAGCGACCCCAUGCAGCUGGUGGUAGCAGAUCCCAGCUUACCCAGACCCUCCAUCUCUCUGAGCCCCACUGGGGUCACCGCUCCAGGGGCAGACGUCACCAUCCGGUGUCAGGGGCAGCGCCGGGACGUGAGGUUCUUCCUGCAGAAAGCUGGAGACCUGAACCCGCCGCGACACAAGGACUCUGCUGGGGACGGGGCCGAGUUCCGCAUCCCCACCGUGGGCCAGCAGGACGGAGGGAACUACAGCUGCAGCUACCGGCCCCGAUCAGAGCCCUUCAUCUCCUCGGACCCCAGCGACCCCGUGGAGCUGGUGGUAGCAGAGCUCAGCUACCCCAAACCCAGCAUCUCCCUGAGCCCCAGCGGAGGGGUCUCCCUGGGGGGAGCCGUGGCCGUCUGGUGUCGGGGGCAGCACCGGGGCAUGCGGUUUGUGCUGAAUAAAGAGGGACGCCAUUUCCCACCCAUGGCUUCGAAGGGUUUUGAGGCUGUGUUUCCCAUCAGCAACGUGAGCCGGGAGGACCGGGGGAACUACAACUGCUCCUAUCACAACAGAUCGGGGUCAGCCGCCGCAUCGCCCCCCAGCGACCCCGUGGAGCUGGUGGUGAGAGAUCCCAGCUUACCCAGACCCUCCAUCUCUCUGAGCCCCACUGGGGUCACCGCCCCAGGGGCAGACGUCACCAUCCGGUGUCAGGGGCAGCGCCAGGACGUGAGGUUCUUCCUGCACAAGGCUGGAGACCUGAACCCGCCGCGACACAUGGACCCUGCUGGGGACGGGGCCGAGUUCCACAUCCCCACCGUGGGCCGGCAGCACGGAGGGAACUACAGCUGCAGCUACCGGCCCCGAUCAGAGCCCUUCAACUCCUCGGACCCCAGCGACCCCGUGCAGCUGGUGGUAGCAGAGCCCAGCUACCCCAAACCCAACAUCUCCAUGAGCCCCAGCGGGGGGGUCUCCCUGGGGGGAACCGUGUCCGUCUGGUGUCGGGGGCAGCACCGGGGCAUGCGGUUCGUGCUGAAUAAAGAGGGACGCCAUUUCCCACCUGUGGAUUCGAACGGGUUUGGGGCUGUGUUUUUCAUCAGCAACGUGAGCCGGGAGCACGGCGGGAGCUACAGCUGCUCCUAUCACAGCAGAUCGGGGUCAGCUGCCGCGUCGUCCCCCAGCGACCCCGUGGAGCUGGUGGUGAGAGAUCCCAGCUUACCCAGACCCUCCAUCUCUCUGAGCCCCACUGGGGUCACCACCCCAGGGGCAAACGUCACCAUCCGGUGUCAGGGGCAGCGCCGGGACGUGAGGUUCUUCCUGCACAAGGCUGGAGACCGGGACCUGCCGCGACACAUGGACCCUGCUGGGAACGGGGCCAAGUUCCACAUCCCCACCGUGGGCCGGCAGCACGGAGGGAGCUACAGCUGCAGCUACCGGCCCCGAUCAGAGCCCUUCGUCUCCUCGCAGCCCAGUGACCCUGUGCAGCUGGUGGUAGAAGAGCCCAGCUACCCCAAACCCAGCAUCUCCCUGAGCCCCAGCUGGGGGGUCUCCCUGGGGGGAGCCGUGGCCAUCUGGUGUCGGGGGCAGCACCGGGACAUGCAGUUCAUGCUGAAUAAAGAGGGACGCCAUUUCCCGCCUGUGGAUCCAAACGGGUUGGAGGCUGUGUUUCCCAUCAGCAACGUGCGCCGGGAGGACGGCGGGAGCUACAACUGCUCCUAUCACAGCAGAUCGGAGCCGUUUGCCAUGUCGUCCCCCAGCGACCCCGUGGAGCUGGUGGUGAGAGAUCCCAGCUUACCCAGACCCUCCAUCUCUCUGAGCCCCACUGGGGUCACCCCCCCAGGGGCAAACGUCACCAUCCGGUGUCAGGGGCAGCGCCGGGACGUGAGGUUCUUCCUGCACAAGGCUGGAGACCUGAACCCGCCGCGACACAUGGACCCUGCUGGGGACGGGGCCGAGUUCCACAUCCCCACCGUGGGGCGGGAGCACAGAGGGAGCUACAGCUGCAGCUACCGGCCCCGAUCAGAGCCCUUCGUCUCCUCGCAGCCCAGCCACCCCGAGCAGCUGGUGGUAGCAGCAGUCCCCUCAGGGCGACCGGAUUUCACCCACGCCAACAUCGCCCGCCUGGUGCUGAGCGCCGUGAUCCUGCUCGUCCUGGGGCUGAUCCUGGCCGAGACCUAUUACAGCCCCCCAAGGGAGGUGCCCUAGGGGAGGUGCCCCCCG
This is a messenger RNA of Chelonia mydas (Green sea turtle), 4082 nucleotides long. RefSeq names its product immunoglobulin superfamily member 1-like. The record is from RefSeq and is a predicted model, not a curated record. The coding region runs from base 123 to 4067 and encodes 1314 amino acids. Lineage: Eukaryota; Metazoa; Chordata; Testudines; Cheloniidae. The transcript is spliced from 16 exons.